Molecule: messenger RNA, 2287 nt
Organism: Ipomoea nil (Japanese morning glory)
Lineage: Eukaryota; Viridiplantae; Streptophyta; Magnoliopsida; Solanales; Convolvulaceae
Product: protein SIEVE ELEMENT OCCLUSION B-like
Exons: 8
Coding region: 47-2116 (689 amino acids)
Biological process (GO): phloem development
Source: RefSeq, a predicted model, not a curated record
GCUAUCUAGCUAGUCGACUAGUUGAUUUGUCUAGCAUAUCAUCGCAAUGUCUCAAACACAUCCCGACGAGGCCACAAUUAUAAAACAAAUUCGUGAGACUCAUAAACCAGAUGGCCGCAACAUUAAUGUUGGAAGUACUUUUGAUGUUGUUCACAACAUUCUCAGCAGCCAGACGGCUACAGGGAAAACCAUGGAAGAACAACUUCAUCAACCGGAUCAUGAUACAAUGGAAAUUCUGUUCAAAAUAAAAGAACUUUCCUACCAGGUUAUGACAUCCAAGUGGUCAAGAGAUGGGGAUGUUCAUGGGAUGACAAUUAAUCUGUUGAACAUGUUGUCACCUUAUGAAUGGGAAGCCAAAGCAGUGAUGAUCCUAGCAGCGUUUGCCAACAACCAUGGAGACCAAUGCAUUCUAAGCAAAGUGUCAAACAGGAAUGGGUUAGCCAAAAGAGUGUGGCUUCUCAAGCAAAUUAGUGGCACAAAAACAACCUCGGAGAGUGAUGUGGAAUCAUCAAUCAAGUCUUUCUUGAAACUCACAAAGAUUAUGUUGGAGCUCAAAGAAUGUCCACCACAAUUCAUUCCACAAUACCUUCACUCUGAUCUCCAACCAAAGGCUAUUGCCCACAUCACUCAAGCUGUUCUUGUUUGGGCAUCGCAGCUCAACACCUCUGGUUCCAAAACUCCAGCUGAACCGUUGAAGCUACUGAAGGAGCUUCAAGAUACACUCAAUGACUGCCAUAAGAAAAUAGAGGAGAAGGAGAUACAAGAAUCUUAUGAAGCAUUAAAACUUGCUUUUUCUGGGACGGACCACUCCGACAACAAACACGUUUUAAAGUUGAUGUUUAACGUCAAGGAUGAACAGAAGAUCAUGCCACUUAAAAAUGGUGAAACUAAAGCGGAGGUGAAGGUAGAUGACUUACAGACAGAUAAUAAUGUGCUGCUGUUAAUAUCAUCAGGAUUAGAUAUCUCAAAGGAGAGGGCAGCAUAUCUUGGGAAGGUUUACAAAGACUACCAUCCGCAGGGUCAUGAAAUGAUCUGGAUUCCUGUUGUGAAUGCUCCAAACAAGUUCUGGACUGCUGAGAAGAUGAAUGAGUUUGAAAGCUUACGUGCCCUGAUGGGUUUCUACGCAGUGAAUGAUCCAAGACAAUCAGUGGGACCAGGAGUGUAUAAAUAUGUUGAGGAGGAUUUGUUCCAAGCUGGAGAGAAGGAUCUCUUCAGAAUUUGUAAGGAGCCAAUUGUUGUGGUCCUGGAUUAUAAGGGGAAUUUUGUGCAUAAAAAUGCAAUGGGCAUGAUAUUGGCAUGGGGAGCUGACGCUUCCCCUUUUGACACAUACAAAGAAGAAUGUCUUUGGAGGGUGGAGACUUGGGGAACUGCACUUGUGGCCGGUACCAUCGACCCGAUUCGCCAAUGGAUUAAUGCAAGCACUACACAAGGAGUGGGGAAGAAUUUCAUUUUCUUGUAUGGAGGGAACAACAUUGAAUGGGCUCGGGAAUUCAAUGCCAAGGUAAAAUCAUCACUUUCAUCGGACAUUGAACCAAAGAUGAUAUAUGUUGGAAAAAACAAGGAGGUAAGAUCAAAACUCGGCCCAAGCGAAAGCUUGGAUGGCCCCUCCACGUGGCUCUUUUGGGCUCGCUUAAAAAGCAUGUUAUUGUCAAGGAUAUACUAUCUAAAAAAGACGAGUUCUAAAGAUGCAAACGAUGAAAUUGUGAAAGGACUCAAAUCUUUACUUGCUCAUGAAGCUCCCGCUGAAAUUGGAGGGUGGUCCUUGUUAUGCACAAAGGACAAGGUGGUCCGAUGUGGUGACGGAGAAAAAAUGUUGAAAGUCAUGACUGAUUACGAAACAUGGAAAGGAAAUGUGAAGGAUAAAGAUUUUCACGAGGCAUUUGACGAGUACUAUAGAAACUUUUCUUUUACUCCGCAACACCAACAUUGUUGUGGACUCGAAUAUCCUUAUGAACUUGAAAGCACUAUAAUUCCUUUUAUAAGCAUCAUCCCAGAGAAGGAGAAAUGUCCCGAUUGUAGUACGGAUAUGUACAAACUCAUAACUUUCUUAUGCUGCCAUCAGCAUGAUGACUAUGAUGUGGAAGAAGAAAGAGAGGAUGAUGCAAUCAGUAAAUAGAAACAUUGUGUUUGAACACAUCAUAUCCAUAAAAGGCAUGUCAUGUGUGCUUAGCUUUCUAGCUAAUUAAUUGUUUUUGGCAGCACAAAUACUAAAUUUCUAUUUUGUGUGUUUUUGUAUAGCUGAAAAUUCAACUAAUUAAUAAGCAUCUUGUAUAAGUUUUAAUUUGAA